Molecule: messenger RNA, 972 nt
Organism: Rotaria sp. Silwood2
Lineage: Eukaryota; Metazoa; Rotifera; Eurotatoria; Philodinida; Philodinidae
Source: the annotation of a GenBank genome assembly
AUGAGAACCCCAAAGGAACGGCGCCAACAAGCUUUUCUUUUUUAUUUCAUUUCAGUUGAACUUCUGCCUAACAUAUCAGUCAAUGCCACAUGGUCAGAACACGGUGUUACAGUUGCUGGAGGUCAUGGUCAAGGUGAUGGUCUCCAUCAACUUUCUAUUCCGAUAGGUCUCUAUGUAGAUGAAGAUCAAACUGUCUAUAUUGCCGAUUCUUUGAAUCAUCGCAUUAUCGCAUGGAAGCGUGGUGCAACUAUUGGUCAAGUGGUAGCCGGCGGAAAUGGACAAGGAAAUGGUACUGAUCAGCUGAAUGAACCAACUGAUGUAAUUCUCGACAAACGGACAGAUACUCUCAUCAUAUGUGAUUGGGGAAAUCAACGAGUAAUGCGAUUCUCUCGUCAAAAUGGCACAAAGGGCGAAACGAUCGUGCCAAUUGUCGCAUGUAGCAGAUUGACGAUGGAUAAUGAAGGAUUUCUCUACGUCUCUGACUAUCAUUUUAAUGAAGUCAGACGAUAUCGAAUGGGAGAGAUUCAUGGAAUAGUAGUAGCAGGUGGCCAUGGAGCAGGAGAUAGCUUCAAUCAACUCAAUUGGCCAACACAUGUCGUUGUUGAUGCUGAUCAAUCUGUAUAUGUCUCGGAACUUAACAAUCAUCGUGUCAGCAAGUGGAUAAAGAAUGAACAGAAAGGUAUAAUCGUGGCUGGGGGUCGAGGUCCAGGAGAUGAUUUGACACGGCUAUGCCUUCCGCGAGGAAUAGUUGUCGAUCAGUUGGGGCAAGUUUAUGUGGCAGAUUGUCAGAAUAAUCGAGUGAUACGUUGGCGCAGCGGAGAUAUAUACGGAGUUGUCAUCGUUGGUGGAAAAGAUACCAACCCACUCAAUUUCCCUGUGAGUUUAUCGUUCGAUCGAGAUGGAAAUCUUUAUGUGGUUGAUCAGAACAAUCAUCGAGUUCAAAGAUUUGAUAUCAAAGAUAUUUCAUUUUAA